Messenger RNA from Hippocampus zosterae (dwarf seahorse), 5891 nucleotides. It is a transcript of the gene acin1a, whose product is annotated as apoptotic chromatin condensation inducer 1a. Gene Ontology annotation, molecular function: RNA binding. NCBI's taxonomy places the organism in Eukaryota, Metazoa, Chordata, Actinopteri, Syngnathiformes, Syngnathidae. The transcript is spliced from 18 exons. The coding region runs from base 39 to 4958 and encodes 1639 amino acids. The record is from RefSeq and is a predicted model, not a curated record.
UCGACGCUCUCGCUGGAAUCGGUCCAGAGGAACGGAAAAUGGCGGACCUCGAAGACGUAACCCUGGACGGGAGACCGCUCCAGUCUCUUCGUGUUGCAGAUUUAAAAGCUGCUCUUGAGGAAAGGGGACUGUCUAAAAGCGGACAAAAGAAUGCUCUUGUCAAAAGACUCAAAGGGGCUCUCAUGUUGGAGAAUCUGCAGAAGACCUCCACCUCUCAUGGUGGACUGCAACCAAACUCUCAGAUUGGUGAGGAAAUGAGCCAGAAUAGCUUCAUCAAACAGUAUCUGGCUAAACAACAGGAGCUCUUGCGGCAACGUCUUGAGAGAGAGGCUCGGGAAGCCAAUGACACUAACGAGCAAGAGGAACACAAAGAUGUUAAUAACAGUGUUGCGUGUCCUCCGCAAGACCAGGAUGUGACCCAAGCCUCGGCUGAGCAGUGCAAACCACCCGGCCCCUCUGACGGAGAGACCCGGUUUGCUGCCGUAAACGAGGGAGAAGCUAAUAGCAAACAGGAAGCUCACGAUUCCACUCCUCCUGCUUCUGGGUCAAUCACGAUGCACAUUCCUGGCAAUGAGCACCAACCGGAGAAGAGUUCUGCGGCCAGUGACUUCCCAGCUGAAAGUGACGAUGAUGAUAGUGAGGCUGGCGAGGAGGAUGGUGACAAUGAUGAUGACUGGGGCAGUAACAUUCGCAGACGAACUCCGAGACAACCAGCCAGAGGGUCCUCCACUCGGGAGAGGUGUGGAGCAUCUCGUCAACCCCAGCAGCCGCAGCACAUGCCUUCCCUUUUAUCUCCUCAACUCCGCCAGCCGACCCCUCCUCCAUCGCCACCUCCAGAGUUAUCCUUCUCCUUGCCCGACACCCCGAAACAGAGCCCCCCUAGUCCAGAUGCACCCCCAGCAAGGCACUCACCCAGUACCUCCAGCUCUGGUUCUUCGAGCAGCGAUAGCCCCAGUAGCAGCCCAGAGCCGCAGAGGAGUGGACACGUGGAUCGUAAACCUGGCCCAUUAACUCUUUUGGCCCGUAAAAUGGAAUCAGAAGGCGCUUUCUCUGGGACCAGUUGGCCUGAUAAUCAUGGGGAAGGAGGUCGCAAAGAGAGCAAUUUGCCAAUGGCCACCUCAUUUUGUGGCACAGAACAUAUCGAGGGUCUCUCUUCGGCUACCGCUGCAGGCCAUGUGCCAAUUUCCAUGAUAAUGGCCGUCAACCAGGGCGUCAUCGGAACACAUUCGGCUCAUAGUCAUAUUCCUGUGAGUGUGCUUAAGACUUCCACAACGGAAGACAUGGCAGAAAAGGCCCUUGAGCUACAAAGACAAGAAAGGCUAAGAAGUCUUGAGCAAGAACGAGCUUUGGAGGACGAGCGCAAAAACGCUCUUGAGCAGGAACGAAAGGAAAUCGAGAGAUUUGAGCAUCAGCAAGCCUUAGAAAGAAAGGAAGAAGAAGCUUUGCGGUUGGAAAAGAAACUAGCAGCAGAAAGAGAGAGGCUGGAGAGGGAACAAGCUUUGGCUGAGGAGCAGGAAGAGAGAGAGCAAACCAUGGCAAGAGAGCGAGCGCUAGAGCUAGAGCGGCAAAGGGAACUUGAAAAGCAAAGGGCCUUAGAGCAAGAACGUCUCCAGCGGGAAACAGAGGCGAGGGAAAAGCGAGAGAGACAAGCGGAGUUAGAAAGAAUACAGGCUUUGGAGCGGGAACGAGAGGAAAGAGAAAAGGCUCUUGAGAAAGAAAAGUUAGAAAAAGAAAAGGCUUUGGAGGCAGAGAGAAAAGAAAAAGAACGGAUUGAGAGAGAAAGGAUAUUGGAGCAGGAACGUUUGGAAAGGAAAAAAAUAGAGCAAGAGAGGCUAGAGAAGGAAAAAACUUUAGAGAAAGAGAGAAAGGAGAGGGAGGAAGCCUUGAAAGAGCAGAAAGAACGAGAGAGAGCUCUAGAGCUUGAGCGACUAGAAAAAGAAAAGGCCUUGGAGCUUGAGCGUACAGAAAAACAGAGAGCCUUAGAGCAAGAACGUCGAGAGAAAGAAUGUCUAGCAAAAGCACGUCUAUUGCAAGAACAUCUUGAGAGAGUACAAUUAGAGCAAGCGCGCCUGGAGCAGGAGCGUCUGGAGCAGGAGCGCCUAGCACGUGUAGAGCAAGAGCGCCUCGAGAAAGAGCAUCUAGAGAGAACCCGUGUAGAGCAAGAGCGCAUAGCGCAAAAAUUGGAGAGUGAUAGAGCAAAGGAACAAGGAAGAUUAAAUCUUGAUAGGAAGGACGAGAGAGAGGCGUCAAAUGCAACUUUUGAAAACAGGAUUGAGGACAAAAUAGUCACGGAAAGACCUAGUGAACAGGACAUUCUAGAGAAGAAACCUGCCAAGGAGUUAGACAUUAAAUUCCCUCCAGCUAUAUGCGGUAGUGAGCCUGGUUUUGCCCUUUCCACUGCUCCCCUUUUCACAGGACCAGCUAAAGAAACAGAGGCAGGAGUCCAGGAAGAUGCCAAAGCUCCAAUGACACCGAGUGAAUCCCAUGCAGCAGAAUCAAGGUCAACGCUGUCAUCUCCGCAGUCAUCAUUGAAGAAAUUCCCGUUUGCAAGAGACUCCCCGAUUCAGGCCCGCUCUCCUACCGCCAUGGUCAUCAAGCGGCAUCGUACCUUCUCCGAUACACCCCCGCCAUCUCAGGUGUCACUUUCUUCCACCCCGACCGGUGUUGGAGAACGGCAAGAAAGUGAAACCUCCGCAGAACAGGAACAGGAAGUUAGUGUUAAGGCACUGGGUCAGGUGGGCAGCCAGUCUGAGGAAGAGUCUGCUUUGCACCAAAAAACAAGUUCCAAAGAAGGUUUUACGAAUCAAGUAUUAGAGGACAACGUCAAAGAGGAUUCGGUGAGGCUUAAUGAGCCUGCCAAGGAAAUGACCAAGAAAUUAAAAGAUGCGGAUCAAGUCAUGGUUCCUGCAGGCCCAGUAAAUGCUGUACAGAGAAGAGGAAAACGGUCAUCCUCUCAUGAGUCUGCUUCCUCUGAAUCGGAUUCUGGGUCCUCAUCAUCUCACUCUUCUUCCUCAUCCUCCUCGUCUCUUGAGAAAAUCUCCACUUCAAGAAAUAGAAGGGAAGGAAAACUUGACAGAAGUGCUUUACCACAGUGUAAAGUGACCGCUGUGGCUGAAGAAACGCAAAAGGCUUCCCCUCACAAAAGAGAGAGGUCUGUCGAGAAGACCAGCGCAGGAGAUGAUGAAACGAGUCAGGCCAAGAAACCAUUUAUUGAAACAACCGCCGGAGACGAGAUGAAAAGGAAAGAUGCCAAAGGACCGGAGGAAAAGGAUGAACAAAGGCAGGGAGCCGAGUCUGCUAUGCAAGAGUCAGAGAAGCUUGUGGAGUCCAGCGAGGAGGCACACAAGGCCUUCUCAGCUCGGAAGAUCUCUCUUAGCAGUAGUAAGACUUCUCCGGGCCCGGGCAGUACCGAUGGCGAUCAGGAAGGUGGAACUGGAGGUAGUCGCAAGAGGAGGUGGGGUUCCAGCACUGUGGUCACUUCCAAGAAACCUUCCAUCAGCAUCACCACAGAUUCACUCAAGUCACUGAUCCCAGACGUCCGACCGGGCGUAGGCCAAGACGCCGUUGUGGACCUGCAUCCUGAAGAAGUUGUUCUGUCUGGAGCCGAGGAAGAAGAUCAAGAGCCGUCCGAGCAGGACCUUCAGAUUCGACGCACUGUCACCCAAGAGGUGGCUUUGGACAUCCAAGAGAAUGGGCAGAAGCAGACCAAGAGGAGGAGGUGUGAGAAUGUGGCGCAAAAUGACAUUCAGGGAGACUACAGUAGGAUCGAAUCUCAUGAAGAGAAAGCCAUGGAAGACGCGCAAACACAGUCAAGAUGUCAAGAUGGAGAAAUCAACCCUGGUCAUGUGGCCGCAGGUGACACCCUCAUUCGUCGCUCCUUCAGCCAGCAAAGAACGGGCGUUUCCAUCACCAUUGACGACCCCGUCCGCACCGCCCGGCACCCGUCUCCCCCACGUGGCAAAGUUUCCAGCAUUGUUCACAUCAGUAAUCUGGUGAGGCCGUUUACUCUCGGGCAGCUGAAGGAACUGCUGGGCAGAACUGGCACCCUGGUGGAGGACGGCUUCUGGAUCGACAAAAUCAAAUCUCACUGCUACGUCACUUACUCAAGUUCAGAAGAGGCAAUCGCAACACGAGAAGCUCUUCAUGGAGUCAAGUGGCCUCAGAGCAACCCAAAAGUCCUUAACGUAGACUUCUGUCAGCAAGAUGAGCUGGACUUCCACAAAGGAUUGGGUGCAGCAGAGAAACCUGCAACGGAAGAGCAGUGGCUGACUUCCAACCGUUUCCAAGCGGCGGCCCUGCCUCCUCUCCUUCCCAAGCGAGACCAGUGGGCCGAACGCGAGCGGGAAAUGGAGCGCAGGGAAAAGGCGCGCUCAGAGCGCGAGUGGGACCGCGACAAGGUCCGGGAGUUUGGGAAACCCGGAAAUGACGGAGAGGGAGGACCCCGGAGGUCACGCUCCAGGGAGAGACGGCGCAAGGAGAGGGGAAAGAGCAAAGAGAAGAAGACGGAAAAGAAAGAGAAAGCCGCCGAAGAACCCCCCGCAAAACUUCUUGAUGAUCUUUUUCGGAAAACGAAAGCAGUCCCUUGCAUCUACUGGCUUCCACUUACCGAUGAGCAGUUUGUCGAGAGGGAAGCCGCCAGAGCCGAGCGGAUGAAGGAGCGCGAGAAUCGACUGAAACAGCUACAGCAGGAGCAGGAGGAGGAGGAGAAAAAAAGGAAAGAAGAGCGCAAGGAGAAAAGCAAAGGCGGAGGAGGGCUUGCAGCGGGAGACCGGAGCGAGGGGGCCAAAGACAAAGACCGAGAGAGAGAGCGGGACAGGGACAGAGGUAAAGAGAGGGACAGGGAGAGGGAGAGGGACACUGACAAACACAGGGAUGGCUACCGAAGGCCGGGGACGAGCGGGGAAGGGGGCGGCAGACGCUCCCGAAGCCGCAGCGACCCGCGAGACAGGCGGCGCUAAUCAGCUGAUGGAACUGUCUCGAGAAACCCGCCCUCCUCCGUUUGCCUUCCACUUUGUGUACUUCGUUCCAACUGAGACCCAGCAAAGGACCAACCCCGAUGUUGUUCGUCACCCCCUCUUUCAGAUCUCACCUCAAAGCACACAAACACAAACACACACACACACACGCACACAUACACGCGCAGACGUGCUGAAAGGGGACCAGAAAAGUGCAAGUGUUGUCAGGGUUUGAUGUAUAUUGUCUUCAUGCAUUUGCAUCACUGUUUUUGGGACUCUCCUCCAUGCAGUAUAGCAAAUACUGCAUGCCGGGUAAUUCCUUAUCAUCCCCAUCCCCCUUCUGACCGAAAGUAUUGGUGCCAUCAUUUGCUCUUUGCCUCCGCAUUUAACAGGCUUGCACUUUGGAUGAGGCGGACUUUUUGCUGCAUGGAAACCAACAAUCUUUUCAGCCAACCUGCCUCGAGAGACAGAGGAAGAGAAAGCUCGUCUCUUUGCAGAGGUGUGCUGAAAUGUGGCCAACGUGUGGCAUUCUGUACAGACAUCUUUAAUCAUACCUUUUUAACUGAGGCAGCUUUGGAGUAUUUUGAUCUUAGGCAAUGCAGUGUUCCUCUCUCCAGCUGUUUGGAGAAGAAAAAAAAAAAGAAAAUUGUACUUGGAGACUGGAGGCGACGCUUUUUCUGUCGCACCAGAUUCCUUUAUUAUUAUCUCAUCUACGUUUGUUCCCUUCCCUUGGCGUCCUCGGACGCUCUCACCGUGGUUGGGCUUAUACGGGCCGUUGAGGGGAGGUUGUACUAUUUCAGUUUUUUCGCCAAUGGGUUUUAAUAUUGUUUUUAUUUUACCAUUUUAGUACAAAUGCUUUGUUUUUGAUUUUUUUAAUUUCUUUGAUUACGCCUAUCAGUGGUGAAUGUACAAAUAAAAAAUUGAUAAAGUUUGAAA